GCGGGACCGUGCGAGACAGGAGUUCCCUGUAGCUGUGGAUGGAGGAUUAAUGGUGGGGUCUGGCUGCGGUAGGGCUGAGUUUUGAGGCCUGAACGGUGCGUGAAAGCGGGGGAGUCGAGGACAGGCGGCCGGGGAUACUUGAGGAAAGGGUCGGGGACGAGUUGGGGGUCAUAGGCGGGAGCUGUGUCGCGAGUUGGGUCGCUAAGGCGGGGGAGUUGAAGGCCUUGGCGGCGGCGGCGGAGAAGGAGGUGGUGGCGGUUGAGGAGGAGGAGAAGGAGGGGGACUGGCAAAGCUAGCUGGCUAACUAGCUAGUUAGCGCUGACUGGCGGCUAACUAGUUAGCUAGGCUGGGUGAGAAAGUUGCUAAGCUAGUUAGCUUUGCUUCUUUAGCUAAGACCGAGGGUAGUAGGCUUAUUGAGCUAGUUGGUUAGCUAGCUAGCUUAGAGCAGGGAGGGAAAACGGGGGCAACCGAAAAUAAACACACACCAACGGCUAGCUCGCUCGCUAGCUUUAGCUUAGCUUAGCCUAGCCAGCUAACUACCAAGCUAAACCAACUAGCUAGCUAACCACGAGAGCCAGCCAGAGCCUGUUAGCUGAGGCGCCUGACUCACAGCCCUCACAGCUCCUGCCCACCAGACUAGCUUAGCUAACUAGUUAGCUUAGCUACAACUGUCAACGCAGUGUUUGGUUAUGAGCAGCACCAGCUAGUGCAACCCAUCCACCCAGCCAGCCUGUUGGAAAUUGUAUGCUCAUAUCAUCAGGAACCAGGAGUGUGUAAAGACAAGAUAUCAAUCAUAUCAUCAUCAUUUCUGAGGAGAUUAUUCCAGUGCAGAAGAUCAUCCUACCUGGCCUGCAAUCAUGGGCAACGCGCCCACCGCCAAGAACAAGGGCAAUGAAAUGGAGAGCGUGAAGGAGUUUCUUGCUAAAGCCAAAGAAGAUUUCCUCAAGAAAUGGGAGAAUCCAGCACAGAACACUGCGUCUCUGGACCAGUUCGAGAGGCUGAAGACACUGGGCACAGGCUCCUUCGGUCGAGUCAUGCUAGUCAAGCACAAAGAAACGGGCCAGCACUUUGCUAUGAAGAUUCUCGACAAACAGAAAGUGGUUAAGCUGAAACAGAUAGAACACACACUGAAUGAGAAACGCAUUCUGCAAGCGGUCAGCUUCCCUUUUCUCGUACGGUUGGAGCACUCCUUCAAGGACAAUUCUAAUCUGUAUAUGGUAAUGGAGUAUGUUCCUGGAGGGGAGAUGUUUUCUCACUUGAGGAGAAUCGGCAGAUUCAGUGAGCCUCACGCUCGCUUCUAUGCUGCCCAGAUAGUUCUGACCUUUGAAUACCUUCACUCGCUUGACCUCAUCUACCGAGAUCUGAAGCCUGAGAACCUGCUGAUAGAUCAGCAGGGCUAUAUACAGGUAACAGAUUUUGGCUUUGCCAAGCGUGUCAAGGGCCGGACCUGGACGCUGUGCGGCACUCCCGAGUACCUGGCCCCAGAAAUCAUCCUCAGUAAAGGCUAUAAUAAAGCAGUGGACUGGUGGGCGCUGGGGGUACUGAUUUAUGAGAUGGCUGCUGGUUACCCCCCCUUCUUCGCCGAUCAGCCCAUUCAAAUCUACGAGAAGAUUGUCUCAGGCAAGGUGCGCUUCCCCUCCCACUUCAGCUCAGACCUGAAGGACCUGCUGAGAAAUCUGCUGCAGGUGGACCUGACUAAACGCUUCGGCAACCUCAAGAACGGCGUCAGUGACAUCAAGGGCCACAAGUGGUUUGCCACCACCGACUGGAUCGCCAUCUAUCAGAGGAAGGUGGAAGCCCCCUUCAUCCCCAAGUGCAAAGGUCCCGGGGACACCAGCAACUUCGACGACUACGAGGAAGAGGAGAUCCGAGUCUCGUUCACAGAAAAAUGCGGAAAGGAGUUUGCUGAGUUCUAGACGACCCAGCCAGGAGCAGUGGAGGGAGAGAGAGCGGCGGAGUGAUGUAGACGGAGGGGGGCAGCAAAAAGAGAGAGGGAGAUGAUAGACUGGACUGAGCCUGUAUUCAGUAACAACAACAACAACAGUGAUGUAGACCCCCUCCCGAUAUACACAGAGAUGGAGAGAGAGGGAAAAGGAAAAAAAAAGAGAGAGAGAGAGAGUCCCAAGAUAGAGCCAGCAGUGUUGUUGCCUUUCGAGAUCGCUUAUCACUUAUUAUAUAUACUUAUUCAUUCUUCAUCUUCUCCCUUUGGUUUGUAGAGAGGGUCCUCUAGGCAGAGGGGCAGACCUCUCUCUGGGUUUGGUCGGCAGUGGGGGCGCAGAGCUUAAUCUCUGGUACUGGAUCGCAGUUCGUCUAGGAGCCUCACUCCUGGAGAGCGGCCGGAAAUCUUGAAUGAGCUCGGCGGCCGAGCCUUGCUCUGAUAUUCUUUACCCUGUUUAGCGUUGCAUCGACCCUUCAACCCCUCACCCAUCACCCCUUACCACUUACCCACCCCUUUCUGUUUUUUUUCUCUGUUUAUUCUGUUUUUUUUUUUUCUUUUCUUUCAACCUCCUUUGAUUCUUUCCAUUCAGAAUCUGUCCUAGCAAUACCACGUCAAACUGGUCGGCCUAGUGGCACUAACAGAAAACAGGUGGUGGCGGAAAGCCAGCUUCUUUUCUUUUUUUUUUUUCUUUUUUUUUUUCUCUCUGUUUAGUGGAGUUUGGGGCACUUUUUGGUUUUUGGCUUUGGUGGCUUUUGCCAGUGGUUCAAUAUUAACCAACACCAAUACCACCCUGUUCACACUAUUUUAGUUUUUAUGUUGUAUUUUUUUUGUAGUUUUUCCGUGCUGGAAAUUGGUCCACUCUUGCUAGGUACAAUUUCCAGAUGUGUUCUUGACAACCAGUUCAAAAACGAAACUUGUCAUCUUGUUCCUCAUUUUCUUCCUCGACUUUCCUUUGUGGCUUGCUAGAGCACGUUUUAGGCCCAGCUUAAAUCACAGCUAUAGCGGCCAGUGUGGAGGAAGCUCUGUGGUUGAGAAAAAAGAAAACGAAAAAGGCCACUGGUUUGAUCUCACACUCCUUAAUCUAAUCUUGGUAGCACAUGUGUACUGUUACAGCGGCCUGCCUCCAGCUCAUUACAACACUUAUUACUUAUUACUUAUUACAUUCAAUACAUUCAACCCCACUGUUCUUUUUUUCUUUUUUUUUUGCUUGGUUGGUUGAUUGGUUGGUUGAUAGUUUGUUCGUUUCUUCUGUAAAACCUUAAAUAUGAAGGCUUCUUUUUCUUCCAGAAGUAAAAAAAAAUAAUAAUUCAAGUCUAACUACCGAUAUGUGGGGAGAAAUGUAAUGUGAAUGGAUCGUUCAAGCACAAAGCGCGCUUGUUAGUUGCAGUGAAGCUGGUGUGGAUUACGAUGAUGUGUUAACAACACGGGAAAAGAAAAGUCCCAAAAAAAAGGUGCAUGUUGUUAUUUUUGUACUGCAACACAGUUGUUUGAGUUGUUGGAGCAGGACUAUGCGAGGUUUCUGCUCAGGAGUUUGUAUGUGGUGUGUACUGACUGACUGACUGACUGACAGUGUGUGUAUAUGUGUAUGUGAACCGCCCCCUCCCCCGCCGCCAUGCAGUGAACAAACCCAAACCGAAACUCUGCAACUGGUGUUGUUUUAGGUCUGUAAGCAGAGAUCUCUGUUCUUAGAUCCAUCGAUCUAAGAACAGGUGAUGAUGAUGGGUAAGAGAUAUGGGUAUUGUGUGUAUAUUUCUUUUCUUUUUUUAAUUGUUUUUUUCCUUUUGAAUACCCUUCACUACAGACACUAAACUAACCUGCCUUUUUUGUGAGCAUCUCUAACCAUACAUACUCUGUGCAGGCCAGGCCAGGUUAAGGCUAGGCAUCCUCUUUUUUUUUUCUAUUUUGUUCUUUUUACUAUGAGCCUUUUUUAAAAAGCAAAAACAAAACGUGCAACAGUCAAGUCAAGUGCCCAGGUCACUUGCGAUGACCGCUCUCCAGCGCUUCAGAUGUUUUGACUACUCGUCUGUGAACUGCAGGAUACUUGUACUUGUACUACUCUUGUAGCUACUGGUGGGGCUUCGUAUGUGUAUAUAAUCGAUCGAUGGAUUUGUAAGCAGAUCAGAUCAGUGAGCGGAUCUUGUGCGCCCCAUAUAUUUAAACACAAAUACAACAAUACAAAUUUUAGCCUUUGGUGCAAAGUUCUUAAGUUCUUUGACCUGAGAACUCUUGAGAACAUGGGGUUAAGAGCCCAAUCUUGCUCUUUUGAUUGAUUCAGCAGGACGCAAGACAAUCUAAAACCCAAUCUAAAAAUCUUGGAGAUGUUCUUUAGUGCCCCAACACUUGCAACUGCGCAAUAACGUGGAAUGUUAGCGGUAAUGAUUUAGUUUGUUUUAAUCUGAGAUUUGCUUUAAUAUUAAUUCUGUUUGUGCGGCAUUGUGUUCUACUUUGGAUUUUUUUUUUGUUUGUUUUUGGCUUUUUCGUACAGGACUCGCAAGCAGCAGUGUGCUGUUUUGGUCUCUGCUAAACCUGCAUAAAAUUCUGUGAUCUAUGUGACGUAAUUGAGGAUCCUCAUUGUUUUUUUGUUUGUUUGUUUUUUUUGUUUAGUUUUUUUUAUUUUAAAUAUACAGUGUGUGUGUGUGUGUGUUGUAGUUUGAUUUACUUUUACUGAGUGAUGUUCACAAAGCUAACGAAUUAGUGCCAGCAUAAAAACAGAUCAUUUAUAGUGGGCGUGGGCAGGGACUGCAGCAGGAGCAGAGCAGAGGUUGUAUGUCUUUGAAAUAUUAUUAUUAUUAUUAUAUAUUAAUUUUUGACACCAAAAUGGUUGUUUGUACAACUGACUGCUGUUUGAAUAGAAUUGAGGGAGGGCAGAGAAACGACCCCAAGGCCGGCCGAAGUACCAUCAGUUUAUAAAGUUUUGUUUUUCUUUCUUUUGUUCUUUUUUUUGUUUUGUUUUGUUUGGCUGUUGAGUGUCACCUGUAGACACACCAUUCAUUCUUUAUUUUUUAUUUUUUUCACAUUUGAUUUCUUUUUCUUCUCUCUUUAAGGCUCCAAAGCAUGUCAUUAAACUAUUAUACAAAGUGGGGGAACUUCCUCAUCACCCCUUGGUUUAGUGUAGCUCAUGCACUGGGGGGUAAAAUCAGUGUUCUUAUGAAAGCUUACUGCGUACUGAAGAAAUGAAAUCGACAGACUUUGGCUUGGCUGCAGUGGCAUUUUGACGAGACACUUGGCUAAGGACUAUCCCCUAUUGAUAUACUAUGUCAGAGGAUGUACCAAAGUGGUUCAGAUUAGAACCAAAUCUUUCCUUGAUCUGUUCCAUUAACCUUUUUUUUUAUUAAAUAAAAAAAAAAUACAGGGGCUGAAAGUAUAAAGCUCCAUAAAGUGAGCUCUCACCUGAGAUUCUAUUAUAUUCUAUUCUCUGGUGCUUCUGCGCUCUUCUCUUCAUGUUCUACUGAAAAGGGGAGUCGCUCUUAGAUGAACGCUUUUGCGCUGAGCUCCCUUUAUACUCACCGGCCCUGAAAAAACAAAACAAAACAAAAGAGAUGUGGACAGUAAGGAGAAGUAAAUCCUGUAAAUCUAUAAGCAGGUUCUAAGCAGGUCAUUCACCACAGCGUCUAAUCGUUUUCCAAUACCCAAAGAUUUAUGGGAAAUGCUCAGAUGCACACCACUGCUGAGGCCUCUUCUGACAGAGUAUGUAAAUAAGUGAUAACCCGGUGUGUGGUUCUGCUGUUGCAGUCACCCUCUCUCUGUCCUCUCGGUUCUCUGGGCCCAAUUCCUCUCUUGAAACACGUUUGGUGUCCCAUGUCCCUCCGUCUCCUCCUCAUCCCUUCACUAUGUUGUCAAUCAGCUAUUUUUGUGUGCAUCAGUCCACGCUUCAAUUUGCCUUUGUACACAUCCAGUUUCCUACACUCUAUUUGCUUUUUAAAAUCAUGAAGUAAAAAAAAAAACAUUGAUUUACUUUUUGCAUAUUUUCUAAGUGUAUUUUCAAUAACAAGAAACUCUUUUUUUUCCCCCCGACACAGGUAUGGUGAUGGUGUGGUUUAUUGUACCUUUUCGGGGAAACAAUACUGUAUAUUCUCUGCCUUUAACAGUCUUAAUUAUUUUACCUUCUGGAGAACUUGACGGAUACCCGUAAGACACAUGGAGUAUGUUAAAAUAAAACGACAAAAAAAAAAAUACAAAAAAAUUACACAGAAUAAUAUUUUGCAACAUGUAUCAUUCCAAUAAAGUUUUAAUUGUUAAAAUUACCAAA
Astyanax mexicanus (Mexican tetra) is the source of this 6188-nucleotide messenger RNA. It is a transcript of the gene prkacaa, whose product is annotated as protein kinase, cAMP-dependent, catalytic, alpha, genome duplicate a. The transcript has 10 exons. Gene Ontology annotation, cellular component: nucleus; cAMP-dependent protein kinase complex. Lineage: Eukaryota; Metazoa; Chordata; Actinopteri; Characiformes; Acestrorhamphidae. Gene Ontology annotation, biological process: peptidyl-serine phosphorylation. The coding region runs from base 858 to 1916 and encodes 352 amino acids. The record is from RefSeq and is a predicted model, not a curated record. Gene Ontology annotation, molecular function: protein kinase A regulatory subunit binding; ATP binding; cAMP-dependent protein kinase activity.